AUGAGCUCCGCAGGAGCAGCUAACCCUAACACGGCUAACACUAGCCGGGAUUCUACAACAGACUCUUUGGCAAAUUCGUCAUCGGACAAUUACAGACUUCUUCUGCCCACACUGCCCACAGGUAACAUCUCUUUCAACACGGUAUUUCUGCACGCUGAUCCCUCUGGGAGACCAUAUCGGGCGGAUGACUUCGCGGAAAGCGUGUUGUCAAUUAUCGACAAAGAAGAUGUGGCCCAGUUUGGGGCGUACCUUUACAAUCAUGUGUGGGCUUUGACGCUGCACUCCAGAUUGCCAAAAGAAAGAUUAGUCGCCAAGAAGCAAAUCUCUGUGAAGAACAAGAAGUGCAUAAUCAUCGACCCGAAUGAAAAAGACGUUCACUUGUCAUUGCAUUGGCUUCCUAUGCAUAUUCCAGACAUCGCAGUAGUCAACGCACUCAGCGGCUUCGGUAAAGUUGAAAAAAUCGAAAGGGAGAAGUGGCGUUCAACUGCGUUUGCAGGUGCGGAAACGACUACGCGCCGGGUCUCUAUGGUGCUACGUGAUGGGGUGUCCGUCGAGAGUAUACCUCAUAUCAUGAGGAUUCUGGGAGGCCAAGUUCUAGUGGAUAUUCCUGGACGACCACCUCUAUGCCUCAGGUGUAAAAAAAUUGGCCACUUCAGGAAAAACUGCAGCUCAUCGUGGUGCAAGGCUUGUCGAAGGUUCGGCCAUGAUGCCGAUGACUGCGUGAGCACGUACGCGUCGAAGACCAGGGCGGCGGUAGAGGAUGCUUCAGUGGCGGACAUGAUGGACGUUGAAGACACAGCAGCGCUUCAUCCACGCCCUGAGGGGGACAGCGACACCUCAGCGCAAAACCACCAGGGACAUAUUGAAAGGGAUGACAGUAAUCGACAAGAAGCAGCUACUCAACAUGGCGAUAAGGAAACCGUAGUUUCCUAUGAAAACACUCCGGCGAAAGACGAAGAGCACAGUGAUGAUGUGUCCGAAUCUAACAGUGACGACAAGCAACGUCAAAUAGAGAAGUGUGAUGCACAGGCGGUGAAGGAGAUGGAGGGGCAGGAGACAUUAGAAGUCAACCAAGGCAGUAUCCUGAACGUGAAAGGAAAAGAAGACGAUAGCCGAAAUAUCCCGGAAUCGGUCACCUCUUUAUUGAUUGAAGAAUGUGGGAAGGGAAACGUAGCUGACGGUGGAAGGAAUGACCUGAAGUGGAAGGACAACCUCAAGAAAUCGCGGUACACUCCAGCCCCUCUCAUCACACCGGAAGAAAGAAGGAGGCUCCUGAAAGACAAAAGUAAGCUUCCUAUAGGAAAUCUUUAA
Molecule: messenger RNA, 1311 nt
Organism: Ornithodoros turicata
Lineage: Eukaryota; Metazoa; Arthropoda; Arachnida; Ixodida; Argasidae
Exons: 1
Coding region: 1-1311 (436 amino acids)
Molecular function (GO): zinc ion binding; nucleic acid binding
Source: RefSeq, a predicted model, not a curated record